Molecule: messenger RNA, 2532 nt
Organism: Paralichthys olivaceus (Japanese flounder)
Lineage: Eukaryota; Metazoa; Chordata; Actinopteri; Pleuronectiformes; Paralichthyidae
Gene: lrp11
Product: low density lipoprotein receptor-related protein 11
Molecular function (GO): serine-type endopeptidase inhibitor activity; protein binding
Source: RefSeq, a predicted model, not a curated record
CAUGACAACACUGAGCACCUCCAUCUUUGACCGGUGGUCAUGUUGAUAUGACGUGUGUCGUGGGGCCGCAGCGGAUCUCUCCUGGAUGGAGGCAGCCUCCUCUUCCUCUCCGGACUCUGGGCUGAGGUUCAGCGGCUGCAGACACAGAGACGCUCGGGUGUUCGUCCUCCCGAACAACAACAUGGCUCCUCUGCAGCAUCCUCCUUCUCCUCCUCUGCUGCUCCUGCUCGCCUCCGCCCUGCUGCUCUCCUCUUUCCCCCUCACCGACGGCCGCUCCCCGCCCAUAGCCGACCUCAAGUCGAAGAUCUCCGGCGUGGAGGAGCUGCUGGAGGAGUUCAGGAAGCAGCUGCAGCAGCAGGACCGGGCCGGCGACGGGGUCGAGUCGUGCGCAGGCGACUUCAGCGCCGUCGGGGAGCGCAUCAUCCGCACCAAGGCCUCCAUCGAGCAGGGGGCCACCUUCCUGCUGGCCCCGGAUCGGGUGCUCACCUGGAGGGACUGCCUGCACUCCUGCUGCUCCCAGCCGCACUGCACCGUGGCGGUGGUGCAGGAGGAGCCGCGGCAGCCCGGCGACAGUCUCAGCUGUUACCUGUUCAACUGCACCUACCGGGGCAGGAGCGUCUGCUCCUUCGCCCCUCAGCCGGGAUUCACCACGUACACCAGGGCCCCCAACGCCACCGGCGCCCCGGGACAACUCCCUGCCUCGGCCGGAGGAUCAGCCAGGAGGCCCGGGGAGGAACUGGCCGAGGAGGACGGUGCACCAGAUGUGGAUGAGCCUCCUCGCAGCGACGCCGGACAGGACGUGGUGAUCCAGCUGCCCACAGACUGGGCCGUCCUGGAUGGUCGGGACAGCGUGGACGACCGCAGGAUCAGCCACUACGAGUGGACCCUGGUCAAAGGAGACACAGCCAUCAAUAUGAAGGCGACCCAUCCGGGGCUUCUGAAGAUCAGCGGUCUGCAGGAGGGCGUGUACACUUUCCAGAUGAUGGUCACCGACACAGCGGGUCAGAAGAGCUCCGACAACGUCUCUGUCACUGUGCUGGCACCCAAACACCAAGCAGAAGUUUGCACCGGUCACUGUUCAAACUACCAGUUCAGGUGCGAUGACGGCUGCUGCAUCGACAUCACCUACGCCUGCGAUGGGAAGCAACACUGUCCAGAUCGCUCCGACGAAGACUUCUGCCCGAACUUCGACAGCAACAGGAAGUCGGUGACCCACCCUGUGGACAUACCCAGUCCUCGUGGGUCUGGAGCCCGAACAGAGGGGGCAGAGGCUGGGCCCAGGCUCCGGGACGGACCCAGGAAGAACGUGGAGAACAUCGUGCAACCUGAGGACAGAACCAAGAUCGCUCCUCCUCAAAGUCCCAGCCAGCAGGGGACUUCAGUCAGUCAAGAUCCCUGUGCUGCAGCUCCAGUCGUCGGACCCUGUAAAGGAACCUUCCCUCGCUGGUACUACGACCAAAGCGCCGGCGAAUGCAAACACUUCCUGUACGGCGGCUGCCAGGGCAACCACAACAACUUCCUGCAGGAAUCAGACUGCGUCGGUGAAUGUAUACAAAAAAGUCCAGCUUUCAAACCAGCAACUGUGGCUCCUCCCAUCACCAGACAGACAGAGAUAGCUGCACCUAAAGUCUCCCAGAGCCAAGCAGAGAGCGACGUCCCCGUCUCUAAACCAUUGCCAGCAAAGGGAGGACAUCCUGUCCCGGAGUAUGGGGCAAUCCUCCCUCUGGCUCUCGGACUCAUCAUCACUGCUCUGCUGCUGCUCAUGAUCGGCUGUCGCCUCAGACUCGCUCGCCACAAGCUGAAGAAAACCCGGCCCCUGACCACGGAGGAGUCGGAUUACCUCAUCAACGGCAUGUACCUGUAGCCAACCGACCAGGGGCAGCGAAUAUUAAGAUCUGACGGAUGAGAAUCGCAGACGAUGUGGUCGUCAAACACAAAGAGCUUGAGCCAGGACUUUUUGAAAUUUGCACUCUGAAUGUCUCGUCUCUUAUUUGUCCUCACGUCAGGAAGGAAAUAUCUCUCUGGCGUCACGAACGUCUCUCUACACUGUCCACCUCCGACUGGUGAACCUGCUGCUGCUGUCAGAACCGAGUCAGACGCUUGUGAGUUCAUGCUUGUGCUGAAUCCGUGAUGAACGAGAAAGGAACUCAGUAGAACGCAUACCGAGCUUCAAUCGAGCUGCACCAAAUUACACACUCACAGAUAACAGUCCCCUAAACAUGACGGAUUAUUUUCAAUAUCCAUUAAUUAUUCUGUCAGAAAUCAACGUUGGAAUUUGUGUUAAUACUCUGGAGUGCCUGUUGUUGAAGUUAUUCUUUAAAUAUCCCAGAAUAAUAGUUACCGUAGUGAAUCCUGUCCAGUCCCACUCCUGCCUGGAUCUGUUGCAUACGUCUUCAUCAAGCAAACGUUUUUUUGUGGAGUACGUGCCUGUAUUUGCGCAGAUGUGUUUCCUCUAAGUGCUGUCUUACAUGUCAGAUAUUAAAGUUUAUUAUAUAUCGAAAAAUAUUGGUGUGAUGUGCUGACGAUGAUUUA